AACUGAAAUAUUUCUUCUGAAUUAAUAGCAACAUUUGCUUUAUUCCAUUGCCGGGAAUAUUUACAAAAGUAUUUAAUCAUCUGCUUGAACUUGGAGAAAUCUGUAAAGGUGUUUGUAUUAGCUUCAGAUAUUCACAAUGAUCAGAUUUGCUGUGAUUAUAACUGUAGAAGAAUUUGAAUCAACAGAGAAAUAUAUAAAGAAGAAAGAAAGAAAUACAUUUUGUGCUUGUGUACUGGAGAACAAUAAUGAAUCCUGAAGAGAUGCCAAAAGAAAAAGAAGUGUUUUCAUACCAAUGUGAUAUCUGUAAAAAGUUUAUAUCUAGUAAGAGAAAUCUCACUGUUCACAAACGUAUCCAUGCAGGAGAAAAGCAAUAUCACUGUGAUGUCUGUGGAAAGUCUUUUUUACGGAAAAGUAGCCUUACUUCUCACAAAUACAUUCAUACUGGAGAGAAACCAUAUUCUUGUGAUAUUUGUGGUAAAUCAUUCUCCCAUAGGAGUGGCCUUACUUCUCACAAAUUCAUUCAUACUGGAGAG
Molecule: messenger RNA, 533 nt
Organism: Octopus sinensis (East Asian common octopus)
Lineage: Eukaryota; Metazoa; Mollusca; Cephalopoda; Octopoda; Octopodidae
Product: putative zinc finger protein 56
Exons: 1
Source: RefSeq, a predicted model, not a curated record